AUGUCUAUUUCUCCGAGCAAAGAGUCCGACAUCAGCGAUUCACUAGACUUCGAGGUCCAGUUCGAUGGUUCCGAUGAUGAUAUCGAGGAUGCUCUCCGUCUCUCAGAUCUUCAUAAGUGGCUUGUCGUGAUAGUUGUAUCUUUGACCUCCGUCUGCAUCACUUGUGUAUCAUCGGUAUGGUCCUUGGCCUCCGAAAACAUCAUGGAACAUUUCAGUAUCAGUCAUGAGGUGUCAACAUUGGGAAUCUCCUUCUACAUCUGGGGUCUAGGUACUGGAGGAAUGUUUCUAUCUCCUAUCUCAGAAUUCCACGGGCGGAAGGUGGUGUACAAUGUGGGUUUGUUCUUGGUAUUUGCUCUUCAAUUUGUGCCAGCAUUCAGCAACAAUGUCGGCUCCAUCUUGUUUUCUCGGUUUGCAUCAGGUUUUUUUGGUGCUGCGUUCAUGGCAGUAGCCAGUGGAACCUUCAGUGAUCUUUUCCGCAAGGUCGACAGAUUCCCCAACACAAAGAGAGACCAAACGAAAGAGCUUAACAAGGCUUUGGUCAUGUACUCUGCGUCACCAUUCUUGGGUCCUGGUUUGGGUCCGUUGAUCUCAGGUUUCAUUAAUCAACACACCUCAUUCAGAUGGACCUUCUACGUCAUGAUUAUUUGGACCGGUGCCCUGUUCUUAUUGGUUUGGAUUACUGUUCCUGAGACUUUUGAGCCAGUUCUUCUCAAAAAGAAGGCUGAGCGUAUUAGAAAGGCCACUGGCGACGACCGUUGGUAUGCACCCAUUGAGAAAGAGGGAACAAGUUUAUAUAUAACUGUGUUGACAUCCUCCAGACGUCCCUUUGCGCUCAUCUUCAAAGAUUACAUGACAAUGGCACUAUGUUUUUACACUGGAUUCACGUUGGCUAUCGUGUAUAUGUUUUUCGUGUCGUUUCCUUAUAUCUAUAGGACUGUUUUCCACUUCAGUGUUCAGGAUCAAGGAAUUGCGUUCAUUGGAUUGAUAUUGGGAUUGGCCAUCACUGCUUUGGUUAGUCCCGCAAUUGUGCAAGUUUACUAUGAGAGAUUGGUGGCCAAGAACGGAGGAGUCCCCAAGUGUGAAUUCAGAUUCCUUCCAUUAAUGGUUGGAGUAUUCAUUGUACCAAUCGGCUUGUUCAUCAUUGGUUGGACAUCGUACUCCAAAUUGCAUUGGAUCGGUCCCAUAAUCGGUUCUUUUAUAUACGGCAUGGGUACCAUCCUCGUCUUUAACGGUAUCUUUGCAUACACAGUGGAGGCAUACAGAAGGUAUAUUGCAUCGGCCAUGGCUGCUAACUCAUUCAUCAGAUCGCUCAUGUCUGGUGUUUUUCCCUUGUUUGGAUUGCAGAUGUACGAAAAGUUGAGUAUCCAGUGGGCCACCACCUUGUUGGCACUUUUUGCAUGUGUGCUUAUUCCUAUUCCAUUCGUGUUCUACAGGUAUGGGGAACAUCUCCGGGAGAAGAGUGUCUACACUUGGUCAGAGUAG
Molecule: messenger RNA, 1482 nt
Organism: Sungouiella intermedia
Lineage: Eukaryota; Fungi; Ascomycota; Pichiomycetes; Serinales; Metschnikowiaceae
Source: the annotation of a GenBank genome assembly